CAUUUAGAUACAUUUGUAUGAAGGGGUCAACUCCCUUCUUUUACAAAUUAGAUUUCCAGCCAUUCAGGGUUUAUCAAUCUCUGUGGCUACUGCAAUUAAUAAAGGGAAAAGUAUCUUGGGGAUCUUGUGAUUGUGGGCACAACUUCUAAAAGAGAAAGCUCUGCUUACUGCAUUCCUAGGCCAGCUCACUUUCCGAUGUUGUAUUCCCAGUGAAAUGAACUUUCUCCUAGAAGAGUCUUGAAGGACAGCUAGGGAUUAGGAAUAUGUAUAGUUUAACAAUCCAAACGAGACUAAGAGGCUGAGCCCUGCCUAGAGCUCUUUCCCCAGGUUUCCUCAUAUUGCCAGUUGGCCAGGAGUAAGGAAGGUGGAUAUGACCAAGAUCCCUCUUUCCACGAGGGGAGGGAAGGAGAUGGGGAAACCCCCAUCUAGAAAUUUCACUUCCUCUUUAGGCUUGGAUACUCACGACGCAAUACCAGGUCUCACUCGCAUUGGUUAUUACAGGAGUCAACCAGCGUUUCAGCGGUUCCAGUUCCCAUGCACUUGUCAGGACUUUCCCCAGUCUUGAAGAUGGGGGUGAUGGCGCCACGGACACUCCUUCCCCUGCUGCUCUUGGGAACCCUAGGUGUGACCGAGACCUGGGCUGGCUCACGCUCCCACUCCCUGCGGUAUUUCGACACGCUGGUGUCCCGGCCCGGCCGCGGGGAGCCGCACUUCACCCUCGUCGGCUACGUGGACGACACGCCGUUCGUGCGCUUCGACAGCGACGCCGCGAGUCCGACGAUGGAGCCGCGGGCGCCGUGGAUGCACCUGGAGCCGCGCGAGUACCGGGAGCAGCAGACGCGGAACGUCCGGAGGCACGCGCAGACCUUCCGGAUUCAGCUGCGGACCCUGCUGGGCUACUACAACCAGAGCCGGGACCGCUCUCACACCUACCAGAGGAUCUGCGGCUGCGACGUGGGACCCGACGGACGCUUCCUUCGCGGGUACCGAACCGAUGCCUACGAUGGCGAGGAUUUCAUCUCUUUGAACGAAGACUUGAACACCUGGACCGCUUCGGACACCGUGGCUCAGAUCACCCGGCGCAAGUGGGAGGCAACAGGUGAAACUGAACAAGAGAGAGCCUACCUGGAGAAGGAGUGCGUGAAGAGGCUCCUGAGAUACCUGGAGAAUGGGAAGGAGGCGCUAAAGCGCGCAGAGCCCACCUCUAAGCUCUUCAUCCUCAGCAUGGGAACUGCCAUUUUCCUGAUUCCCUUUGGAGUUGUGGCAGCUGCUAUAAUGUAUAUGAGGAAGAAAGCAGGUACUGACAGUGCCCAGGGCUCAAAUGAAUCUCUUACAGCAAAAAGUACUAAAGAGCUGCCUGUGUGGGACUGAGUGACACAUGAUAAGUGCAUGUCUCUCUGUGGUAACUUGAAAAUUCCUGGAUUGCCAGGCACCAGUGGCUCAUGCCUGUAAUCCUAGUCACUCAGGAGGCUGAGAUCUGAGGA
Molecule: messenger RNA, 1484 nt
Organism: Dipodomys ordii (Ord's kangaroo rat)
Lineage: Eukaryota; Metazoa; Chordata; Mammalia; Rodentia; Heteromyidae
Product: HLA class I histocompatibility antigen, A-11 alpha chain-like
Exons: 6
Coding region: 535-1371 (278 amino acids)
Biological process (GO): antigen processing and presentation of endogenous peptide antigen via MHC class Ib; positive regulation of T cell mediated cytotoxicity; antigen processing and presentation of endogenous peptide antigen via MHC class I via ER pathway, TAP-independent
Cellular component (GO): external side of plasma membrane
Molecular function (GO): peptide antigen binding; signaling receptor binding
Source: RefSeq, a predicted model, not a curated record